GCUCCGUCCGGUGGCGCCCUCUAGCGGCCGGCCGCCCGCCGACGACGCAGCAACCCCGUGCGUGGCGUCUGAGCCGCAUUACAAGAUGGCUGUGCGGUGCAGUAGGCUCCAUUUUGGGAGGGGUUGCUAAACGUGCCGGCGCCCGCGGGAUCGGCCGCGAAUUCAACUUUGUUGAAGCGGAACUCGACAGGUGGCUCAAAGCGACCACCGGCGAGCCACCAUGGCACCGACCAAGAGCAACCCGCGGCGCAUCGUCCGAGACACGGGCGAGCUGACCAUCACUCCGACAGACAUCACCGACUCGCCUCCCAAGCGCAACAGCGAGCGGCUGGCCUCUCAGAAGCGCAAGGACGACAUUGUCAGCAAGAUGGCCGAGAUUUUCGAGGACGUGGCGCCGAUGGAGUCGAGCUCGGUGGUAGCCGUGCCAGUGUCCGAGGAUCAGCUCCAGAUGCCCGCCUGUGAAGACGAGCCGCUGCCAGACAUUACGCUGAUGCCGGUGGCCCGACGGGAACCGUCCCCUGUGCCGGUCACCGCCGUGGCUGGGCCCUCCAGCGGCGACGGAGGCUACAAUGAUUUCACAGGCCCUGCCACUGUGGAGCCGUACAGCUCAAUGACGCUGCUAAAAUCGGAGCCGGCGCCCAUCCCAGUGGACCUGAGGCCGCCGAUGCGCGUGCUGGAACAGGGAGAGAUUCUGCUCUCGGACGACCCGGAGCAGGUGCGCGUCCUCAUCGAGCACAACAUCAAACUUAAGGGCACCAUCACAGAUGAGAUGCUGGAGAAGGUGAACCGUCUGCUGGAGCACAUAUCGGCCGACAAGUGUCACUGCUGCGGCGAGAGCAUCGAGACUGCACACAAGGGCGGCGAGUUCCUAUGUGACGUACCCGACUGUCUGAAGACGUUCCGCCUGAAGUCGUCGGUGGACCGCCACAAGCGGGUGAUCCACCACCAGGGAGACGUACACCAGUGUCCGCAGUGCGGCGCGCGCUGUGCUGACAAGGGCACCCUGGCCCGGCACAUGUACACCCACACCGGACUGAAACCCUACACCUGCGAGAUGUGUAACAAGCACUUCAGUCGGAAGUACCAUCUGGACCGACAUGUGAUGCAGACCGGCUGUGACGGCAAGCCUAAGGCCGCCUACCCGUGCCAGGUGUGUGGUAAGAUGUUCACCCGCAAGGACAACCUGAGGGAACACCUGCGCGCGCACGCCGGCCAGGUGCGCCGCAAGAAGUGCUACACCUGCCAGUACUGCGAGAAACAGUUCUACGGCUCCACUCUACUGCAGGUGCACCUGCGGACCCACACCGGCGAGCGGCCGUACCAGUGCGACUUCUGCGACAAGAACUUCCCCUCUAUCGGCUCCUACAAGAAACACCGGCGGAUCCACACCGGAGAGAAGCCUUACGAGUGCAAACACUGCGGCACGCGCUUCUCAGCCAAGGAGACUCUGAACCGGCACGUACGCACACACACGGGCGUCAAACCGCACACGUGCCAGUACUGCGGCAAGAGUUUCAUCCAGGCGUCCCAGCUCAAGAGUCAUAUCUUCCACCACACGGGUCAGGGCGGCUUCAAGUGUCCCCACUGUGACCGCAGCUUCAACAGGAAGGUCCGGCUACGGCUGCACGUAGAGUACGUGCACGAGGGCAAGAAGGGCUUCGAGUGCGAGUCGUGCGACAAAACGUUCGUCCGGAAGGAGGACUUGGCGCGACACUCUGUGCUGCACCAGGGUAGCAGGGUGCAUCGCUGCCCCAUCUGUGAGAAGACGUUCGCCAUCAAACCGUCGCUGAAAAUACAUUUACUGACGCACACGAAGGAGCCUCCCCGCUCCUGCGAGGAGUGCGGCCGGGCGUUCAUCCGACAGGACUGCCUGCUCCGUCACAUGCGGAAAAAACACCGGGAGAUGCUCGACCAAAUCAUGGCCGAGGCCGAGAAAAAGAAGAUCCAGCAGCAGCUCAGCUCGCUCGAGGCCGUUGGUCGGCGGGACCAACUGGCGGCGGACGAGCUCGAGGUCCGCUCCAAGGGCACGUUGUCGGAGCGCGCGCUGGGCGAGGCGCUCCGUGAGCUGCUCUCCCUACUGGUGGACGAGGCGACGCUGCAGGCGUUCGGCCACCCCGACCAGCCGGUGGAGCAGGUGCUGGAGUCGGUCAUCAGGCGCUGCGGCCACGCGCACAUCGAUGACCCGACGCUCUCCUAUCCGGACAGACUCAGGGAGAACGCAAAGCUGCUGUUCACGGUGGUGAUCGAUGACAACGCCGUGAAGACGCUGCUCAACAGCCAGACCGUGGAUGAGGUUAUCCUGCACGUUCUGCGACUGGCCAAGUCCUAGGGACCGCCCUUCGUGACCGGUAGUGCCGUCUGUUGAAGAAGUCCCGCGACUGGCCAAGUCCUAGGGGCCGCUGUCGGUGACCUGGUGCCGUCUGGCGGAGAAGGCGUGUGAACGCUCGACACACGGCGCAGGACGUGCUUGGAUUCUGCAGGACACGCUCGGCUGAGUUACGCAUUAGGGCAAUACAGCUGCGUGAUUAGCCCGGAAAGGAAAGCGCGAGUUACAUUGGACAAAAAGCAGGGAUGCUCACGCCGAGGAGGAGGUUGUCGCUUAAAGGCACCAGGGAUGUCGGUUGAUGACAACAGUUUUGCAUAAAGAGGACCUCUGAGAAGCUGAAGCGAUGUGAUGAAGCGUUUUAGGGCGGUUGUAGGAUAUGAAGCCCGGUGCACUUGCCCUAGAUUGUGUACAAAACGUAUCGCCAGUGGUCGAGACAGUGACGACUGUGGAUUGGGGGAAGGGGUUGUUCUACUUGACUGCCGCGGGUUUAGAGACUCCGAUAUCGGGCACCCAAUGGGAGCCCGGGGCACCCACUGGGAGCCCGACGUUCCUUCGGAAGGAUUUUGUUUACUUGCUGUAGAGGAACCAAUAAUCUACUUAUGUUGUACGGUUUGACGGCCGGUGGCGCCGUGCCGACCAAUGUUACACGCAGUGACGGGCGGUGGCUGGUCUCCCUCGCCGGUUUUUGAUACAUGACUUGUUUGACUGCGCUGUUACUCUGUUCUCGGGGUCGUAACGUCCACGCAGCAGCUGCCUGCGUGGGUGUAUUCUAUGUGGCCUUCGCCUGCCGCUCGCGUUGUUACAUGUACCAGAUGUUUUGCGCAGAGGGCGUGAGAUGAUAUGACGCCACCCAUUAAUUGAACCGCUCGCCAUUCAGUGAGUUACGAAGAAACGUUUUGUAAAAACAGUUAGCCCAGGCGGGCCGGGACAGCGAAAAGUUUCUAGCUUGUCUUAUUCGCAAAAUACAGAUAUGUUGUAAGAA
Molecule: messenger RNA, 3308 nt
Organism: Amphibalanus amphitrite
Lineage: Eukaryota; Metazoa; Arthropoda; Thecostraca; Balanomorpha; Balanidae
Product: zinc finger protein 567-like
Exons: 13
Coding region: 221-2329 (702 amino acids)
Biological process (GO): regulation of DNA-templated transcription
Molecular function (GO): DNA-binding transcription factor activity, RNA polymerase II-specific; RNA polymerase II cis-regulatory region sequence-specific DNA binding
Source: RefSeq, a predicted model, not a curated record